UUUUAGAGGCUCUCAUUUGGGUUUUUCUUGCAAAUGCUUUCUGCUCAUGCCUUACUGUCGAAACAUUCUUUGAUUAGGUUCACUUGUUUUCAUUAUGCUUGUAAUAGGCUGCUUUUUUUUCCUGAAAAUGACUUGUAACUGUGCCUUCAUGAGGGGUUAUUUUCUUUUCAUAUUCAUUGCAUUAUAUCGUCUCUUCACAGGCAUCUAUGGCUUUUGCCUCUCGAUUCUGAUUGUUUGCGAGGUUAGUUUAUGAUAUGGGUAAUGUAGAAUCUAUGUUUUGGGGUAAGUGUGGGUCUUGUGAUGCUUAUUUUGGCACGAGUUUCGUUGUUGAUGCUUGAGAUUUUGGGUUUUUUAGUGUGAAGGUCACUGAACCUCAUGAGCUUGGAAUGUCGGAUUUAGUUGCUCAGACUGGACUUUGUUUAUGUGAUGAUCCCCACUUUGGAUACUGUUCUAAUUUAGGGAAUGUUGUUGAGCUUGGUUUUGCUGACUCUUUUCUAGAGAGCACUGUUGCCAUAAUGGCUACUACUGCUGGAUUAUUGGAGAAACAUGAUGGUUCUUUUCCCUACAGAUUUCAGCUCGAACAAGACGUGAGAAGGUUACAACAAAAGUUGCAAGAAGAGAUGGAGCUGCACACUUCCCUUGAAGAUGCUAUUCAAAAGAAGGAUCUAACAUUAGCCAACUUCUCAUGCCUCCCUCAUCACGCCCAAGAUCUUUUGUCUAGCAUUGCAGUAUUGGAAGAUGCAGUUGUACGACUCGAGCAAGAGACGGUCUCUUUACAUUUCCAACUUAGUCAAGAAAAGAACGAAAGGAGGCUUGCAGAAUAUCGUUUAAUGCAUUCAUCGCCUUGUUCAAUAUCUGAUUGGUCCAAUUUGGACACGAUGAAGAAACCGAAUUCAUGGGAAGAAAUUGAAGAUGGCCUAGUUACGCGCUGUGAGAAAACGUCUGUGACAGAGGUCAAUGAACGUUCCCAAUCAAUAGAAUGCGAGAAAAUGUCUCGAGGGCCACCGUCAAGUGGCCUCUGGCAUCACCCUAAUAUCUUAUCAGAAGAAAUGGUCAGAUGUAUGAAAAACAUAUUCAUCUCUCUAGCAGAUUCCCCCGUGCCAUCCAAGUCAUCAACAUCGGAAAGCCACUCGCCUGCAUCGCCCCAAGGACAUCUCUCCAGUUCAUCAUGGUGGUCAUCAUCCGAACGAUCCAUUAUUUCAUCGAGAGUACAAAGUCCACAGAUUGACCUUCCAAGUAGCUCUGAAGUAUUGGCCACACAGAAUACCUCUGAUCCAUACAGUGUGCGUGGAAAAUUAAGCUGGUCUGACAUUGGAAACUAUUCACAAGCAGCUGAAGUUUCUUGGAUGUCAGUUGGAAAGAAACAACUAGAAUACGCUGCAGGAGAACUGAGGAAGUUCCGCACUCUUGUUGAGCAGCUUGCGAACGUGAAUCCCGUCCAUUUAAACAGGGACGAAAGGCUAGCGUUCUGGAUUAAUUUAUAUAACGCACUAAUCAUGCACGCUUACCUGGCAUAUGGAGUUCCAAAAAGUGAGCUGAAACUUUUCUCUUUGAUGCAAAAGGCUGCAUACACAGUGGGGGGCCAUUCUAUCAGUGCAACAGGAAUUGAAUAUGUCAUCCUCAAGAUGAAACCACCAGUCCACAGACCACAAAUUGCUUUGCUUCUUGCUCUUCAUAAGUCGAAGGUGACGGAGGAGCAACGAAGAUUUGCAAUAGACAAACACGAACCGCUCUUAACAUUCGCUCUGAGCUGCGGAACUUACUCAUCUCCAGCGGUGAGGAUCUACACUGCAAAUAACAUCCGAGACGAUCUUUUGGAGGCACAACACGAUUUUAUUCGAGCGUCUGUAGGUGUUAGCAGCAAAGGAAGAUUAUUGGUACCGAAACUGCUAUAUUGCUUCGCCAAAAACUCGGUUGACGAUACAAAUCUGGCAGUAUGGAUAUCUCAUUACCUUCCACCCCGUCAAGCUGCUUUCGUUCAGGGUUGUAUAUCCCAGAGGCGGCAAAGCUUAAUCGGUUCUUGCAACUGCGGUAUUCUUCCUUUCGAUUCUCACUUUCGGUAUCUAUUUUUGCCUGAGAAAUCUUCAUUGCAAUGAUAUCUUCAUGAAUUUGUAUAGAAAUUCACCAAGUCUUCAACUUUAGUAUUCUGCAUUUGGUUGCAUAAUGUGGGUGUAAAUUUCUUUUUUGGGGAAGUAUGCCUCCUUUUUCUCAUCAGGGCUCCUAAGUUUUGUAUAUUGCGUCCAAGGGGAAGGGAGUUGGUUCAUUUUCUGCAGGUGAUUGAUUAUGUAUGUGCACGUUUAUACAAUCACAAUAAGCUUCUACCUUGUUCUUGAACUGACCUUAGUGAUCAACUUAAAGAUAUCAAAGACUCUUCUUUGUUAUCUUGUUCAGCUUU
This is a messenger RNA of Cucurbita moschata (crookneck pumpkin), 2395 nucleotides long. RefSeq lists its product as uncharacterized. The record is from RefSeq and is a predicted model, not a curated record. NCBI's taxonomy places the organism in Eukaryota, Viridiplantae, Streptophyta, Magnoliopsida, Cucurbitales, Cucurbitaceae. The transcript is spliced from 11 exons. Bases 387 to 2096 code for a protein of 569 amino acids.